AGACCUCAACUCAUGCGGAGGAUAUGCAUGGGGUGCUGCUGCGCUUGCUUCCCUAUACAACAAUCUUCGAGAAGCGAGUAUGCAUCAGACUAGAACAGUAUCAGGGUAUCUGACACUAUUACAGGCGUGGGUGUAUGAGCAUUUUCCAACAUUAUGUGCGAAUUGUUGUAGAUUAUCUCAGGUUUAUGAUGAGGACUAUCCGAGAGCACUUAGAUGGAAGCCAAAACGUGAUAAAGGUUUGGUUGUUCCAUUUAGGAAAGCACUGGACGAGAUUGAUGUUGAUGGCAUAUGUUGGACACCCUACAGAGAGCAUAGGCCGAAGCGACCAUUUGAGGUUGUUUCAUUAUUCAGAGGGUGGAUACGCUGGGUUUACAACUUCAACAAUUCAUACAAUAUUAUUUGA
This is a messenger RNA of Cicer arietinum (chickpea), 403 nucleotides long. The record is from RefSeq and is a predicted model, not a curated record. NCBI's taxonomy places the organism in Eukaryota, Viridiplantae, Streptophyta, Magnoliopsida, Fabales, Fabaceae.